This is a messenger RNA of Plodia interpunctella (Indianmeal moth), 1647 nucleotides long. RefSeq lists its product as uncharacterized. The record is from RefSeq and is a predicted model, not a curated record. Bases 174 to 1139 code for a protein of 321 amino acids. Gene Ontology annotation, molecular function: ubiquitin protein ligase activity. Gene Ontology annotation, biological process: ubiquitin-dependent protein catabolic process; protein ubiquitination. The transcript has a single exon. NCBI's taxonomy places the organism in Eukaryota, Metazoa, Arthropoda, Insecta, Lepidoptera, Pyralidae.
CCAGAGCCAGAGAGGAGAGCAAAAGAAAUAGAAAGCCAGAAAAUAACAAAACAAUCUGUCUGCGAAUAACGGAAUAAAAUAAACGAAACUUCUAAUUGCACCAUUAUGUUGUGACGAGAUCAGUGUUAAAACAAUGAUAGAUAAAAAGAUUUUAUAUGACUUCCUGAAUAAAAAUGAUUGCGUAUGUUGUAAAAGCACUAAACUUAUGUGCGGUGGCACUGCAAAAAAUUUUGCUUGGAGCAUCAUUUGUAGGCAGUGUAAUUGUUACUAUUGCAUCUGGAAUUUUCAACGUUUUUUAUGAUUUUACGCACUGCAUAAUAUUAUUUCUACAGAUUCUAUAUGAAGACAACAUAUCUAUAUUUACUGAAGACAUUCCUAUUUUUUUUACUAGCUUUCUAAGUUUUAUAAGUGAACAAAUUGUUGGUUUGCAGAGUGGAUUGUCCUGUAUUUAUGAUGGAUUGGGAUAUAGAAUACGGGUUAUGAUAACUACCAUUAGUUAUUUUAUAAGUGGGCUUCUCAUAAUAGUCAAGGAAGUCACAGUAAUAUUGAAAAGCAGUCUCAUAUUAAUAGGCCAAAUAAUAUGGUUAAUAAUAACCUUCAUUCCUGUUCAUCUUCCACAAUUACUAAAGGCUGGUAUAGAAAUUGUGAAAGUAAUAGUUAUAGAGAUUUUAGUGGAUGUGUACAUGAGAUUAUUGAAGAUAACAAAUUUUCUAACAGAUGUGCCUUUGGAGUCAUUUAUAGGGCUAAUAAGUGCCAUUAUAAUUAUCCGUUUGACAAUAGAUAACUGGGAAGCAAUCCUAUCUCAAGUCGUAAUCUGUUAUUGGUCAGUGAUUAGGAAAUUAUUGUAUUUAUAUUAUACGGUAUACAAUUAUUUCACUGAUCCGGAAGUGAGAGUCAUAACGCAUAUGGCCAGUGGGCAAGAUGUAACCACAAGAGAUGAGACUUAUGAUGUUGAUGAUAAUGGAAAUGGUACUGAUGCUCUGUGUGUUAUUUGUCAAGACCGUCAAAAGUGUGUUCUAACCUUGCCAUGCCGACAUGUGUGCCUGUGUACAGAGUGUUGCAGAAGAUUGUAUGGAUAUCAGCGCACAUGCCCUAUUUGUAGAACAUUUAUUUAUCAUUCUGUCACUAUUUACUUGUGAAUGUAAUGUUCCAACUUAUUUUGUAACAUAUGUAUUUAUUUUUGGCAUUUGAUUGUAUAAAUCUAAAUUCUGUUUAAAAAUAGAAGAUAAAUUGCUUUGUUCUUGUUAUUGUUGCAAUUUACACAAAAUGACACCAAAAAUUAAGUAAUUAUAAUUCUAGUGUAUAUAUGGAUUGGCUAAGGUUUUAUUUGACCCAAGUCUGAACUUGAUAUAAAUUAUUAUUUUUUGUUAUGAGGACAAAAUAAUGCCUUUUACAUAAUACUUAAAUUGGGUUCUGUCUUUCAGUCAAUAGUGUAAGUGUGAUAUGUUUUGAUAUUAUAAGUGUUAUAAGUUGACCUCUAUAUACACCUCAUAUAGAAGGAUGAUGCAAAAAAAAAGUUCAUAUUAAUAACAGUCUUGUUUUUCUAGUGAGAGGUGCUAUAUUAAAAAAUGAGACUUAUGAAGCUUUUGUACUUAGAUCUGCUUUUUGUACUUGGUCAGUGGAAGAAAUAAAAUGUAUAUAAUACUU